Aspergillus oryzae RIB40 is the source of this 1119-nucleotide messenger RNA. RefSeq names its product DUF4419 domain-containing protein. The transcript has a single exon. The coding region runs from base 1 to 1119 and encodes 372 amino acids. NCBI's taxonomy places the organism in Eukaryota, Fungi, Ascomycota, Eurotiomycetes, Eurotiales, Aspergillaceae. The record is from RefSeq and is a predicted model, not a curated record.
AUGCCAGUCACGUUUGCAGUUGCGGAGGUUUCACCUACCAAGUGGACAUUUGGAGGCAAAGUCCGCAAUACGGAGGAAUUAUUCAAAGAGUCGUGCCCCCAGAUAUUCAAGAACGGCAUGAAAAUUACUCAUAGUUCCUUCUCGCCUUCAUCCUUUGACCGAAAUUUCUUCAUUGCAAGCAAUCACGGUUUCGUCAGGGCAGUCUAUCUUGCAUAUUGCUAUCACUACCACUUGAAAGUCCGCCCAGACGAUGUAUGGGUGGCCAUCCUCGUGCAGCUAGGAUUUUACAUCAAUGCCCACGCGGAAGAGUGUAGGAAAAUCUUUGUUGCUCACGAAGGAAAGAAAGAGCUCAUUGUGAAGCAAGGGAGCCGUCUAGACCCCGAGGAUCUUGCCAUACGGCUGGCAGAGCUGAUCGAAAAUGAGAUUGUUGAAGAUCUGCGGUCAUGGUUCAUGCCUUCAUUUAGCACGACCACUGAGGUUGAUCAGGUGGUAGCCUCUGUCUUGAUGAUGGGUACGAUGCAGAAGUACUUUGGAUACAGAGGGGUCCUCUCCUGUGGCAUUCCAAGAGUCACCCUGCUGGGUGAGCGGGCAGACUGGGUUCAGCUACAGAACAAGAUUGAGAAGAUAAAUGAGUUCGGUGAGGAGCCUCGUCAAUUUGCAAACCUCCUACGCCCCGUCUUGCGGCAUUUCGUGGCUUGCUUCGAUGGCUCGCAAGGAACUCAGGCCAAAAGCUUUUGGAGUGCGAGUGUUCAUAUGUCUGGUAAGAGCGGACCUCCGACUAUAUCUGGCUGGGUCACUGCUUUCUGCUUCUGGAAUGCAGAAGGCAAAUGCCGGAAAGACGUGGCACGUCACAGAUCAACCAAGCAUCUCGAACUUGAUGGCCUGCGCUAUCUUCCGCUCAGGGUGAAAGAUAUCCCUUCUGGGUCCGCUUCUGUUCCUAUAGUCAUCAAGGGUGGGAAGCAGGAUUACAAGAGAGAGAUGGUCGCUGGUCUGAUUGGUGUGAAUUUUACGGACCCAGAGACGCUGGAUACUAUUGAACCGGUAUCAGGAUGGUGCAUGUACGGACCAGUCCAGGAGGUACUCCCCGAAUCCAAAGAGUCAACUGGAGAUGAUCUUUAG